Molecule: messenger RNA, 144 nt
Organism: Cariama cristata (Red-legged seriema)
Lineage: Eukaryota; Metazoa; Chordata; Aves; Cariamiformes; Cariamidae
Gene: LYRM4
Product: LYR motif containing 4
Exons: 1
Biological process (GO): iron-sulfur cluster assembly
Cellular component (GO): L-cysteine desulfurase complex; mitochondrion
Source: RefSeq, a predicted model, not a curated record
AUGUCGUCUUGUUGUUUGUUUAGAAUGUAUGCCAUCAGAAGGAUAAGAGACGCCUUCAGAGAAAACAAGAAUAUAAAAGAUUCUGAAAAAAUAGAAGAAUUAGUGAAUAAAGCCAAAGCAAACCUAGAGGUUAUUCAUCGGCAG